Messenger RNA from Castor canadensis (American beaver), 1109 nucleotides. It is a transcript of the gene Esd, whose product is annotated as esterase D. Gene Ontology annotation, biological process: formaldehyde catabolic process. The record is from RefSeq and is a predicted model, not a curated record. Gene Ontology annotation, cellular component: cytosol. NCBI's taxonomy places the organism in Eukaryota, Metazoa, Chordata, Mammalia, Rodentia, Castoridae. Gene Ontology annotation, molecular function: S-formylglutathione hydrolase activity.
CCGGGUCCUAAAAGACUAAGUUGAAGCCUGGCUCUUCCCCUGUGGUGGCUUCUGUCUCGCUUCCACCGCUGCUCCAGGAGAAGAAUGGCACUGAAACAGAUUUCCAGAAACAAGUGCUUUGGAGGAUUUCAGAAAGUUUUUGAACAUAACAGUGUUGAGCUGAAAUGCAAAAUGAAAUUUGCUAUCUACCUACCACCAAAGGCAGAAACUGAAAAGUGCCCUGCACUAUAUUGGCUGUCUGGUUUAACUUGUACAGAACAAAAUUUUAUAACGAAGUCUGGUUUUCAUCGAGCUGCCUCAGAACAUGGCCUUGUCGUCAUUGCUCCAGACACCAGCCCUCGUGGCUGCAAUAUUAAAGGAGAGGAUGAGAGCUGGGACUUCGGCACCGGCGCUGGGUUUUAUGUGAACGCCACUGAAGACCCUUGGAAAACCAACUACAGAAUGUACUCUUACGUGACAGAGGAGCUUCCCCAACUCAUAAAUGCCCAUUUUCCAGUGGACCCCCAAAGGAUGUCUAUUUUUGGCCACUCGAUGGGAGGCCAUGGAGCUCUGAUUUGUGCUUUGAAAAAUCCUGGAAAAUACAAAUCUGUAUCAGCAUUUGCUCCAAUCUGCAACCCAGUGCUCUCUUCUUGGGGCAAGAAAGUCUUCACUGGAUAUUUGGGAACAGAUGAAAGUAAAUGGAAGGCUUACGAUGCAACCCAUCUUGUGAAGUCCUAUCCAGGUUCUCACCUAGACAUAUUAAUUGAUCAAGGAAAAGACGAUGAGUUUCUUUUAGACGGACAGCUACUCCCUGAUAACUUCAUUGCUGCCUGUACAGAAAAGAAAAUCCCUGUUGUUUUAAGAUUACAAGAGGGUUAUGAUCAUAACUACUACUUCAUUGCAACCUUUAUUACUGACCACAUCAGACAUCAUGCAAAAUACCUGAAUGCAUGAAGAACUUCAGACAAGAGAAUCUCUUCGGGAUUACAAAAGUUGUAAUAAACCAAACUGCCAAGAGAAAAAGAUUUCAAAACAUUGGAUUUCAUAAAGCUAAAAGCACUUCCUUCUACAGUUGAAUCACCUUCUGAAUAAAUAUAUAAAAUCUCCUUCUGACUUAAAAAGUUAUUUUG